CAUCAAAGCCUGCCCGCCCCGCUGCGGCACACACAAAACUCCCUCACCAGGUCUUUUUAAGGGCCAAAGCCAAUUUCGAAAUCCCCUCUCUGCCCUGUACCAUUCCACCCCCUUUCUAUCUCACCCUCUUUUCGUGUUAAAAAAGGUCACCAUACCGAACAACAAUGCUACAGGAAAUUGACGACGCUCUCAAAAACCAUAGCGGUGCCGACUUCAUUGCUCGGCUGCUCGAUGAGGAAACCAAAAUGGGCGCGCUGUCAGAUAGCGUGCUCUUGGACAGUGCCAGCACGGCUCCAGAUCAGCGCCAAAGAGCUGGUAUUAGACAUCUACGGCAAGCUAAGCAACAGCUUGGGUGACCCAGCUGCACAAGACUACAUACACAUGCUGCAAAGUCGGUAUAUUCUGGUCGGCGCGACACUGUUUGAUCUUGCCCGAGUGUUCGGCACCGCCCAGACGCAGCAGGUCGAAGGCGUCCUGGACCAGCUGUGUGCCAAUGCACCGUGGCUCCUGUCCGAGAUCGAGGCCGCAUAUGAUCUGCUCAUGGAGCAGCUGACCGAGUUUGAGCGCAGGUACACGGGCUCAGGACUGCCAGAGUCCCUCGAAAGAGUCUGUCGUGAUUUGCAGCUGCACCUGGGAAUAGCGCAGAGCUGGCGAGGGCUGGCCGAGGUGUGCAUUGCUGCGGUCAUGGUGCUGGCCCAGGACAAGCAGUGUCUGCUGCGGUUAUCGCGCGUAUACGGCACAGUGACACAUCUAGUGGUUGGCCUGGAGCGCAAGGCCAUGGAUGCCGAGGGUAAGGAGACAUAUGGCAGAAUUGUCGAACUGGCCAAGAAACUCAAGUGGCAGUGGUGCAGCCUGGCGUUCCACAUCUGCCGGCUGUUGCUCGACCCGGCCGGCGAGCAGGCCAAGCACCGGAAGGUGAAGGCUGAGCUGUCGGUGGCCAGCGGCUCGGCUGUGUUCAUGGAGCUGCUGGACAGCAUGGAGACCCAGUUUACAGAGCUAGUACCAUUCAGCAAUGCGCCAAUCCUGUUCGAUAUCGAGUUUGGCUUCGGACUGCGGCCAAUGCUCCGGCAUGCUGCGGGGUCAUCGGGGGACUUUGACGAGGCACAGCUCGACUACAUCAUCAUGUCGAUCGACCAGCUCAGAGCGCAGUGGUCCUCGGGUAACGACACAGAAGCUACAGCAAACGAUAGCGCUAUUGAUGCCGAGGUAGUUGCGCAGGUACAGGAGCUGAUCCCCGAUCUGGGCGCUGGGUUUGUCCGCGCAUGUCUUGCAUACUACGACCUCAACCCCGAGGCAGUUAUCAUGGCCAUUCUGGAAGACAACCUGCCGCCGUCGCUGGCUGGGCUCGACCGGACGAUGGCCGACACACCAGUGGCCACUACUGCAGCCCCCACCACAGGAAUCCCGAGUACCGCAGCAAGCGUUGCCGACGAAUCCGCAGCCGAAAGCGAUGCUCCGACGGCAGAGCACAGCGCGUUGGAUGCGCGUCGCAAUAUCUUUGACAACGACGAAUUCGACAUCUUCCGGCGCAACACACUCGACUGGUCGCGCGUGCAUCGCAAGAAAGCCGAUGAGCAGACCGACAUCAAUGCGGGUGACCAUGCUGUCAAGAGCCGCAUCAUGGAGAUUGUGCAGCGCAUUGAAGAGGACGACGAGUACGACGACACGUACGACGACACCGUCCAGGACAACGCCGUAAACGAUGCACAGGACGCCGACGAGUUCAUCGAUGCCAGCAAGAAGCGCGGGCUGCCUGAGCCAGCAGCGCACAAGAGCGAUGGCGCACCAGGCUGA
Linderina pennispora is the source of this 1794-nucleotide messenger RNA. RefSeq lists its product as uncharacterized. The transcript has 2 exons. Gene Ontology annotation, molecular function: ubiquitin binding. The record is from RefSeq and is a predicted model, not a curated record. Bases 232 to 1794 code for a protein of 520 amino acids. NCBI's taxonomy places the organism in Eukaryota, Fungi, Kickxellomycota, Kickxellomycetes, Kickxellales, Kickxellaceae.